AUGAUGUCAGGGAUCGUUGAAGUUGAGUUGCCUCGCUAUACCAUAACUCCUCUCGACCGGGAAGAAGAUGAGGAAUAUUGGAAGCUUAAUCCAAACCGGUCCAGCCUCAUUGGAGGUUCAUGGUCGUAUUUUCACUGGAACUGCCUGGUUACUGGCAAAAAACUAUACCGGAUCCAAUACAAGGAUGAACUACUCGUCCCUCAGGCAGAGAUUGAUUUUGAUGAGCUGAUCGGAUUCCUACUAGAUCGUGGGGCUGUACCCGAUGAAAAUGGCUGGAACAUGUUGAGAACAAGUGGGCUGUGGACCCCGGCUGGAACAGUCUUACUACGAUCGCCUCUGAGCGGAUUUGGAGCUGUUUUAAGGACGAGUGUACCUGAUGAUUCAGAUGGUGUUCUGAGUCUUAAGGUUCAUUGGCAAUGUGAUUGGGACCAGCGUGAUAAACAUUGCCUACCGCCAUUUUGGAUGCGGAUCGAUCAACCGAAACUGUUCGGUGGUGGAACAUAUUCAAGCACAGAGUUUAUCUCAAGAGACAGUGGAGGAAUUGAUGAUAAAGAUGGUGCAGAGCUGCUAUCUGAGGGCGAUGACUCCGCGCCUCCAGCUACAGUUCCAUCACUACUGGCUCAUAUCGAAGAAAAGCGUGCUUCACUUGACAGCACCGACUCCAGCAGCGACAGCAUUCGAUUCCGCAUCGAAAGUGAUACCGUUGAGAAAAUCUACCUUGAACAGGACCAUUUACUCACCGGGAGGACGGCGGAGAUGGGUCAUUCAGGUGACGCAAUCAACCAGUGGUUCGUCUAUACUGCCUCGUCAUUAGGCCACAUUGAAAAAGCAGGAACAUGGAGCUUUGCACUACCACAAAACAUUUUACUGGCAGCAAGUAGGGAAGCUGUCCCAUGUGGUAUUAUGGAGCUGCUAGGGAUCAUGCAGGGAGACGAAUUGCCACACUGGGCAUCUCCACGACCACAGUUUAAUGACCAUAUGAAGUUCCAUAACAGGUUUCUUGAGGAUCUAUGGGCCAAGGAGGUUGAGAAAACAAUGCCGCCGGCUCAAGCUGAGGCGUCUCGCCGGGCCAGAGAACAGGCGAGAUGGGCGGCAAUGCGAAACGACCAUGCCGAAGAAAUGAGGCUUAUGCGUGAGUAUGAAGAGAAGCGCGGAGUGGAGGCAUUGACGUCUCCUAAGUUGAGUAAUAAGGACAUUGCAGAUGCCUGCUUGAGGUGGCUGAUUCCAUCCAAGCCAAGUCAAUUGCUCAGCUGUGUGAUCGUUGGACGAUCUGGCAUCAGUCUCCAGGCAUGA
Trichophyton verrucosum HKI 0517 is the source of this 1293-nucleotide messenger RNA. RefSeq lists its product as uncharacterized. Bases 1 to 1293 code for a protein of 430 amino acids. The record is from RefSeq and is a predicted model, not a curated record. Lineage: Eukaryota; Fungi; Ascomycota; Eurotiomycetes; Onygenales; Arthrodermataceae. The transcript is spliced from 2 exons.